Molecule: messenger RNA, 2250 nt
Organism: Akanthomyces muscarius
Lineage: Eukaryota; Fungi; Ascomycota; Sordariomycetes; Hypocreales; Cordycipitaceae
Exons: 5
Coding region: 1-2250 (749 amino acids)
Biological process (GO): DNA-templated transcription
Cellular component (GO): nucleus
Molecular function (GO): zinc ion binding; DNA binding; DNA-binding transcription factor activity, RNA polymerase II-specific
Source: RefSeq, a predicted model, not a curated record
AUGCACAGUCCUCCCGCCGAGGCCCCCGCGGCUGGGCCGACCGAUGCAGCCUCAGCUUCCGUAGCGCGCCGCCGCAAGUUUACCAUCCAGAGCAGCUUCGGCCAGGCUCGCGAGCGCAGGAGCCGAAAGAACCGCCCCUGCGAUGCUUGCCGUCGCCGCAAGACGGCUUGCGUCAUCACCGACCAGCCCCCAUGUCGCUUCUGUGAGACACGAGGCAUCCCCUGCCUGUCAUCCGGCACGUUGGCAGACAAGGACACAGGUGCCACCUCAGACCUUGAUCACGCCUCGCCAGACGCUGCGUCACCUCACUCAGUAUCCAUCUCAUCUCCUGCAGACUCAAUCCGACAUACGCGCCCUGACCUCUUCGCCAAUGGCUCCUCACGCCCGCCUGUAACCUCGUGGCCGACACCGUCACACGACAGCCCCAGCUCCUCUCACCACGCCUUCUCUCCCGCCCACGCGUCCUCGCAUCAGUCUGCAGCGCGAACACCAACCCAAGGCAGCCCUCACCCUUCCUCGCAAGCUGCUCUUCCUCCUGCAUUCAGUGACAAGGAUCGCACGACAGCAGUCACUCUCCCACCUCCUGCCACUAUUACUACCUUUACCAAGGGAAGCAUUGAGGGUAUGGGAAUCUGGCCCACAAACGGGCCUGGGCGCAUCCAUACACUCGAAGACAAUGUCAACAAAACUGCAAACUAUAUGGGACCAGCUGCAGAGCAAGAUACCCACGUUCUUGACUCGUUUCGCUACAUGAUUGUCAGUGAAAUUGACGAGAUUGAUGCCGACUACCUGCAAGUCUAUUCCGGCGGCGCACGACCAAACGACCCGCCCGUUCAUUUCUUGCUCUUGGAAAAUGAAGUACCUGAGUACACCAACCGACCAAAACGAGAGGCAUCAUUGGCCAUUGAAUCGAGAGUGUAUCCAUAUGGUCCCAAUCUCGUCCGUCUUUACUUCAAAUACGUUCACCCGGUGUAUCCUGUCGUCUCCAAGGUUCGAUUUCUCCGUCUGUAUAAUUCUGCAAAAGAAAAAAUCCCGGCGUCGCUUCGUGGUGCUGUUUACGCCUUGGCCACUGUCUUCUGGAACAGAGAUCCCUCGCUCAAGGGCCCAUGUCCCUGGGAGCAGCAUGAAUUGCACACGCAGGCCCAGAGCUCUCUGCGCUGCGAGCUUGAGAACCCAAACCUCGCCAACCUGCAGGCAUGUCUGUUGUUGAUUCACAUGGCUCCGCCUUGGACCGACACUGUGGAGACGCCCAGCAUCUGGAUCCUCGCAGCUCAGGCUGUCUCUAACGCCCAGAUGAGUGGUCUGCACCAAGAUCCAACAAACUGGAAUAUAGAGUCAUGGGAGAAGAGGCUUCGGAAGAAGCUGUGGUGGGCUAUAUACAUGACUGAUUGUUGGACUUCUGUCUGCCACGGUAAUCCGCCUCAUAUAUAUCGUGAAUCCUUUGACACGACGCCGCCUGACAUUGACGACAUUCGCUUCGAUGAAGAUGUGCCCGAAGAUUUAAUGCACAUGGUAGAUCCAGAUUCUUCCGUUUUCCAAGUGGCCGUUGGCGAGCGGUUCUUGGAAAUGGUUCGCAUAACCAGAAUUGUGCGCGAUAUUAUUGACUGCAGCUUUCUUGUAAACCCAGGUGCGAGGUAUGCUCAUGGCCCGGACCAUGUGCUUCACACACUAGCAGCCCAGAAGGAAAAGCUCCGUGACUGGCCUGCCCUGCUUCCCCAGUGCUUGUCCACAAGACGAAUAAAUUCAGCUCCCGCCAUCCACAACAACUGUCCACUACACUUGAUGUACCACGCCGCCAAAGUCUUACUAUUCCGGGCUAUUCUGUCUCCCGCCACAAAAGAAGCUAGAGCGGAUCCCAACUCAAGCCUACGCCGAAAUUUCAACGAAGCAGUUUAUGAAAUGCAGCAAUUCGCGACAUUCAUGGAUGAAGUCACAGAAGGUGAUUUGCAAGGCUUCUGGGGCCGUCUGGCACGGUCUCAACUUAUACUAUGUGGAAACUUCAUGAUUCACCUAUUCAUUGUGGCUUCUGGUCCGGAGGAUAUCAAAGUGGCUCACCAUGUCCUUCUGAGCUUUCACCAAUCUCUGCAGCGUCUUGCAGCUACGCAAUAUUAUGUCGGAAAGUUACUUCUUCGGCCUGUGGCACUGCGCGUUGACUCUUUCUUCUCACAAGCUGGCGAGAUUAUAAGACGUGGCGGUCACGGAUAUUGGCAGCUGGACUCUCUCAAAAUCAUCAAAGACGGCACUCUUUGA